CGCUACAAAGUCGCGAGUCGUGAUUUGAAGUCAUGACUUACGGGCUCAAAAACCUGCCUGGAACGCAGCAUUAUUACAGUAAAAGAGUAGUAAAGUCGUUUAUUGGUUGGAGUCAACCAAUGAAAUGGGACGUUUUUGUACGCGAUGACGUCACUACAUAGAGCAGAUCGCGCCGUUUUGGUGGUCCAUGUAGCAGCCUUUCAUCGCGAUGGAGGCAUCGAGCAAUUCCAGGGUAAGUUUUUCUUUGAAAUAGUUAUUAAAACAGUUUCAAAAUAAAAUAAUUAUUCCUUGACUGAUAUACUGUAUUACGGAUGAAGUCUAUUUCCCACACGAAAAUAACGUUUUGCCAUAGAUAGUAUUUAUUAGGUGUAAAUGCUCAACAUAAUUCACUAUUCAAGGCAUUUUCUUUGAUGUAAUAAAUAAUAAGGUGAUUAAGUUAGAACACCAACGCGAAGUGCUGCACAGUUAUCACACUAAAUUUUGUUUAUUUUGAGACAAUGGCCAAUUGACUGUACAUCUUGUUUAUUACACAUCAUAAUGAAGUAUUCCAGAGUGUCCCAAUGUGAUCUUUUUACUACUCCCCAUGCCUUUACCUAUUGAAAAUACUAAAGCUUAUAAUACAUAAAAAGGCCUUGUUAGAUGAAUUGUAGGAUUUACAAAUAAUUUACAUUUCAAUAAUAUUAAUGUUUUUUUUUUUUGUUUGUUUUUACUAAUAUAUUAAUAUUAUCUUCCAGGAAUUGUUGUUGAACCAUUUAUUACAACGGCUUUAUACCCGUCUGUCACUGUGGCUGGAACGCAUUCCUCUUGACCUUGAUUUCUUAGAGUUUACAUGUUCUCAGGAGCUGGUCAUCUUCAGUGCCAUCUCAAAUCAGAUACUCAUUCCGAAUGAACUGUAUGAUGCACUUCAUCAAGUACACCAGAUGGCCGUAAGAAAUUCUAACACGGAUCCACACAUCAUGGUUUCCCAAGAGAGAGGAAAAAAUGGCCGUCCACGGAUUCUGAUUUCUGAGGACUCUGUAUCCCAGCUGCUUACAUUAGGAUUGCCUGUGACAUGCAUUGCAAGGUUGCUAGGGGUGUCCAAGUUUACCAUUCAUAGACGCAUGGGGGAAUGGGGAUUGUCUGUGAAGGCAACCUACAGCAACAUUACAGAUGCAGAGCUAGAUGCACUCGUGGCAACAAUCCACACAAGCAAUCCGAAUGCAGGUUACAGAAUGAUGAUGGGGCUGCUGAGAGCACAAGGUCAUCGGGUACAAUGGGAUAGAGUCCGUUCUUCGAUGCAUCGAGUUGACACUGCAAGUAUUGUUUACAGGAUGUCACAGUUAGGAUGUGUGGUUAGGAGGACAUACUCUGUCCCCAGCCCAAAGUCCCUGAUGCACAUUGACACAAACCACAAGCUGAUACGGUAUAACAUUGUGAUAUUUGGAGGCAUCGAUGGUUUCUCCAGGAAGAUAAUGUACCUUGGUGUGUCAAAUAACAAUCUGGUUUCGACAACACUAUCUUUUUUCCGUGAGGCAGUUGAGAAGUUUGGAUUUCCACUGAGGGUUCGGGGUGAUCAUGGAGGGGAGAACGUAGAUGUGGCCUGCCUUAUGUUCUCUGUCCGGGGAACAGGGAGAAGUAGCUUCAUUGCUGGUAAAAGUGUUCACAAUCAGCGAAUCGAGCGACUGUGGCGGGAUGUGUUCACUGCGGUUACCUCCCACUUCUACCAUGUUCUGCACCAGCUGGAAGAGGAUGGGCAUCUUGAUCUGUCCAGCAGUCUCCACAUCUUCUGCUGUCACUAUGCCUUCAUCCCACGUCUCCAAGCCCAUCUCAAUAUAUUUAGAGAUGGAUGGGACAACCAUCCUCUUUCAUCAGAGGGCAACCUCACUCCUAAUCAACUGUGGCAACUGGGGCAGCAGUACCAUUCAGAAGAGUGUGAUGAGAAUCUACAGAUUCCACAAAUAGACUGGGAAAGCAGCGGUCUAAUCCCCAGUGACACAAAUGCUGGCAUCCAGGUUCCUGCAACUGAAUGUCCACUGAGCUCUGAGGAACUUAAUGAUCUAAAGGCUGCUGUGGACCCAAUGCAGCCAUCAGAACAUUUUGGGGCAGAUGUUUACAUUGCUACACUGCAGUACAUGCAUAGUAUUGGCUAUAUGUAAGUGGAAAUAUCUGUAAUUGGGAUA
Molecule: messenger RNA, 2159 nt
Organism: Megalobrama amblycephala (Wuchang bream)
Lineage: Eukaryota; Metazoa; Chordata; Actinopteri; Cypriniformes; Xenocyprididae
Exons: 6
Coding region: 921-2135 (404 amino acids)
Source: RefSeq, a predicted model, not a curated record